Messenger RNA from Peromyscus eremicus (cactus mouse), 9278 nucleotides. It is a transcript of the gene Fasn, whose product is annotated as fatty acid synthase. Gene Ontology annotation, biological process: fatty acid biosynthetic process. Gene Ontology annotation, molecular function: phosphopantetheine binding; fatty acid synthase activity; oxidoreductase activity. The transcript has 43 exons. The coding region runs from base 131 to 7639 and encodes 2502 amino acids. Gene Ontology annotation, cellular component: cytoplasm. The record is from RefSeq and is a predicted model, not a curated record. NCBI's taxonomy places the organism in Eukaryota, Metazoa, Chordata, Mammalia, Rodentia, Cricetidae.
GUUCUCCUGUCGCGCUCCGCGCUUGUCGUCUGCCUCCAGAGCCCAGUAGGUACGCGGCUACGUUCCCGGGUCCGGGACGGCAGGCCGGUGUCGGGGUGCCGUGGAUCCGGUGGGAGGACAGAGAAGAGCCAUGGAGGAGGUGGUGAUAGCUGGCAUGUCGGGGAAGUUGCCCGAGUCAGAGAACCUGCAGGAGUUCUGGGCCAACCUCAUUGGUGGUGUGGACAUGGUGACAGACGAUGACAGGCGGUGGAAGGCCGGGCUCUAUGGGCUGCCCAAGCGGUCUGGAAAGCUGAAGGACCUGUCCAAGUUCGACGCCUCCUUCUUUGGGGUCCACCCCAAGCAGGCUCACACAAUGGACCCCCAGCUCCGGCUGCUGUUGGAAGUCAGCUAUGAGGCUAUUGUGGACGGAGGCAUCAACCCAGCCUCACUCCGAGGAACCAACACUGGUGUCUGGGUGGGUGUGAGUGGUUCCGAGGCAUCAGAGGCCCUGAGCAGAGACCCUGAGACACUCCUGGGCUAUAGCAUGGUGGGCUGCCAGCGUGCGAUGAUGGCCAACCGGCUCUCCUUCUUCUUCGACUUCAAAGGGCCCAGCAUUGCCCUGGACACAGCCUGCUCCUCCAGCCUACUGGCACUACAGAACGCCUAUCAGGCCAUCCGCAGUGGGGAAUGCCCCGCUGCCCUUGUGGGUGGCAUCAACGUGCUGCUGAAGCCCAACACCUCUGUGCAGUUCAUGAAGCUGGGCAUGCUCAGCCCAGAGGGCACCUGCAGGUCCUUUGAUGACUCAGGAAAUGGAUAUUGUCGCGCUGAGGCUGUGGUGGCAGUUCUGCUGACGAAGAAGUCCCUGGCCCGGCGGGUCUAUGCCACUAUACUGAAUGCUGGCACCAACACAGAUGGCUGCAAGGAACAAGGCGUGACAUUCCCCUCUGGAGAAGCCCAGGAACAACUCAUCCACUCUCUGUAUCAGCCAGCUGGUCUGGCCCCUGAGUCCCUUGAGUACAUUGAAGCCCAUGGCACGGGCACCAAGGUGGGUGACCCCCAGGAGCUGAACAGCAUCGUGCGAGCCCUGUGUGCCUCCCGCCAGGGUCCUUUGUUAAUUGGAUCAACCAAAUCCAACAUGGGACACCCUGAGCCUGCCUCGGGGCUUGCGGCUCUGACUAAGGUGCUGCUGUCCCUGGAGCAUGGGGUUUGGGCCCCCAACCUGCAUUUCCACAACCCCAACCCUGAAAUCCCAGCCCUUCUUGAUGGCCGGCUGCAGGUGGUAGACAGGCCCCUGCCUGUUCGUGGUGGCAAUGUGGGCAUCAACUCUUUUGGCUUUGGAGGUGCCAACGUUCACAUCAUCCUCCAGCCGAACACACAGCAGGCCCCUGCACCUGCCCCACAUGCUGCCCUUCCCCAUUUACUGCACGCUAGUGGACGGACUGUAGAGGCAGUGCAGGGCCUGUUGGAACAGGGCCACCAGCACAGCCAGGACUUGGCCUUUGUGAGCAUGCUCAAUGACAUUGCAGCUACUCCUACAGCAGCCAUGCCCUUCAGGGGUUAUACUGUGCUGGGUGUUGAGGGAGAUGUCCAGGAAGUGCAACAAGUCCCUGCCAGCAAGCGCCCCCUCUGGUUCAUCUGCUCAGGGAUGGGCACACAGUGGCGCGGAAUGGGGCUGAGCCUCAUGCGCCUGGACAGCUUCCGUGAAUCUAUUCUGCGCUCUGAUGAGGCUGUGAAACCUUUGGGAGUAAAAGUGUCAGACCUGCUGCUGAGCACAGAUGAAAGCACCUUUGAUGAUAUCGUGCAUGCCUUUGUGAGCCUCACUGCCAUCCAGAUUGCCCUCAUAGACCUGCUGACCUCUGUGGGACUGAAACCUGAUGGCAUCAUUGGGCACUCUCUGGGAGAGGUUGCCUGUGGCUAUGCCGAUGGCUGUCUCUCCCAGAGUGAGGCUGUGCUUGCAGCCUACUGGAGAGGCCAGUGCAUCAAGGAGGCCCGCCUCCCACCCGGGUCCAUGGCAGCUGUUGGUUUGUCCUGGGAGGAAUGUAAACAGCGCUGCCCCUCUGGUGUAGUGCCUGCCUGCCACAACUCUGAGGACACUGUGACCAUCUCUGGACCUCAGGCUGCAGUGAGUGAGUUUGUGGAGCAGCUGAAGCAAGAGGGUGUGUUUGCCAAGGAGGUGAGGACGGGUGGCCUUGCCUUCCACUCCUACUUCAUGGAAGGCAUUGCCCCCAUGCUGCUGCAGGCCCUUAAGAAGGUGAUCCGGGAACCACGGCCACGCUCAGCUCGCUGGCUCAGCACCUCCAUUCCUGAGGCCCAGUGGCAGAGCAGCCUGGCCCGCACAUCUUCUGCUGAGUACAAUGUCAACAACUUGGUGAGCCCCGUGCUCUUCCAGGAAGCACUGUGGCAUGUCCCUGAGCAUGCCGUGCUGCUGGAGAUUGCACCCCAUGCACUAUUGCAGGCUGUCUUGAAGCGGGGUGUGAAGUCUAGCUGCACCAUCAUCCCCUUGAUGAAGAGGGACCAUAAAGAUAACUUGGAGUUCUUCCUCACCAACCUUGGCAAGGUGCAUCUCACAGGCAUUGACGUCAACCCUAAUGCCUUGUUCCCACCUGUGGAGUUCCCGGCACCCCGAGGGACUCCCCUCAUCUCCCCUCACAUAAAGUGGGACCAUAGUCAGACCUGGGAUGUCCCAGCUGCUGAAGACUUCCCCAAUGGUUCCAGUUCCUCCUCUGCUACAGUCUACAACAUCGAUGCCAGUCCUGAGUCUCCUGACCACUACCUGGUAGACCACUGCAUUGAUGGCCGGGUCCUCUUCCCUGGCACUGGCUACCUGUGCCUGGUGUGGAGGACACUGGCUCGCAGCCUGGGCCUGUCCCUAGAAGAGACUCCUGUGGUGUUUGAGGAUGUAAUCCUUCAUCAGGCCACCAUACUCCCCAGGACAGGGACUGUGCCUCUGGAGGUGCGGCUGCUAGAGGCCUCCCGUGCCUUUGAAGUGUCUGAGAAUGGCAACCUGAUAGUGAGUGGGAAAGUGUACCAGUGGGAAGACCCUGACUCCAAGCUAUUCGACCCCCAAGAAGAUCUGAACACCCCUGAGUCUGCACCGGUCUCCCGCUUGACCCGGGCAGAAGUGUACAAGGAGUUGCGGCUGCGUGGAUACGAUUAUGGCCCUCACUUCCAGGGCAUCUUUGAGGCCAGCCUUGAAGGCAAACACGGCAAGCUGCUCUGGAAAGACAAUUGGGUGACCUUCCUGGACACAAUGCUGCAGAUGUCCAUUCUGGGUGUCAGCCAGCAGAGUCUGCGGCUGCCUACCCGUGUGACAUCCAUCCACAUCGACCCUGCAACCCACCUACAGAAGGUGUACACGCUGGAGGGGGAGAAUCAAGUGGCUGAUGUGACAACAAGCCUCUGUCUGGGCAGCACGGUGUCUGGUGGUGUCCACAUCUCAGGACUGCACACAACAGCGGCCCCACGGCGGCAGCAAGAACAGCUGGUUCCCACCCUGGAAAAAUUCAUUUUCACGCCCCACGUGGAGGCUGAGUGCCUGUCUGAGAGCCCUGCCCUACAGAGAGAGCUGCAGCUGUGCAAGGAUCUGGCACAGGCUCUGCAGACCAAGGCCGCCCAGCACGGGCUGAAGCUGACUGUGCCUGGGCCAGAGGACCCUCCGCAGCACGCACUGCCUCGGCUGUUGGCUGCUGCUUGCCAGCUGCAGCUCAAUGGGAACCUGCAGCUGGAGUUAGGCGAGGCACUGGCCCAAGAAAGAGUCCUGCUGCCAGAAGACCCUCUGAUCAGUGGCCUCCUUAAUGCCCAGGCGCUCAAGGCCUGCGUAGACACAGCCCUGGAGAACUUGCCCACCCUCAAGAUGAAAGUGGUGGAGGUGCUGGCUGGACAAGGUCACUUGUAUUCCCGUAUCCCGCCACUGCUGAACACCCAGCCUAUGCUACAGCUGGAAUAUACAGCCACUGACCAGCACCCGCAGGCACUGAAGGAUGUCCAGGCCAAGCUGCAGCAGUAUGACAUUGCUCAGGGCCAGUGGAACCCUGAGGAUCCUGCGCCCAGCAGCCUGGGUGCACUUGACCUCCUGGUGUGCAACUGUGCAGUGACCACUCUGAGCGACCCAGCCUUGGCCCUGAGCAACAUGGUAGCUGCCCUCAAGGAAGGUGGUUUCCUGCUGAUGCACACAGUGCUCAAAGGUCAUUCCCUUGGGGAGACCUUGGCCUGUCUCCCCUCUGCGGUGCAGCCUGGGCUCAGCUUCCUAAGCCAGGAAGAGUGGGAGAGCCUGUUCUCAAGGAAGGGGCUGCACCUGGUGGGCCUGAAGAAGUCCUUCUAUGGUACUGCGCUCUUCCUGUGCCGCCGAGCCAUGCUGCAGGACAACCCCAUCUUCCUACCUGUGGAAGAUGCCAGCUUCCAGUGGGUGGACUCUCUGAAGAGCAUUCUGGCCACAUCUUCCUCCCAGCCUGUGUGGCUAACAGCCAUGGAUUGCCCUACCUCAGGUGUUGUAGGCUUGGUGAACUGUCUCCGCAAAGAGCCUGGUGGACACCGGAUUCGGUGCAUCCUGCUGUCCAACCUCAGCAGCACAUCUCAUGUCCCUAAGUUGGACCCUGGCUCUUCAGAGCUACAGAAGGUGCUGGAGAAUGACCUGGUGAUGAACGUGUACCGCGAUGGGGCCUGGGGUGCCUUCCGCCACUUCCUGUUAGAGCAGGACAAGCCUGAGGAGCAGACAGCACAUGCCUUCGUAAAUGUCCUCACCCGGGGGGACCUUGCCUCUAUCCGCUGGGUCUGCUCCCCCCUGAAACACGCCCAGCUCACCAGCCCAGGGACACAGCUCUGCACUGUCUACUAUGCCUCACUCAACUUCCGAGACAUCAUGCUAGCCACGGGCAAGCUGUCCCCCGAUGCCAUCCCAGGAAAAUGGGCCAGCCGGGACUGCAUGCUGGGCAUGGAAUUCUCAGGCCGUGAUAGGUGCGGCCGGCGUGUGAUGGGGCUCGUGCCCGCAGAAGGCCUGGCCACCUCAGUCCUGUUGUCGCCAGACUUCCUCUGGGAAGUACCCUCCAGCUGGACCCUGGAGGAGGCAGCCUCUGUGCCUGUCGUCUACACCACUGCCUACUACUCCCUAGUGGUACGUGGGCGGGUGAAGCCUGGAGAGACAGUGCUCGUCCACUCGGGCUCAGGUGGUGUGGGCCAGGCAGCUAUUUCCAUUGCCCUCAGUCUGGGCUGCCGAGUCUUCACCACUGUGGGCUCAGCUGAGAAGCGAGCAUACCUCCAGGCCAGGUUCCCCCAGCUUGACGGCACGAGCUUUGCCAACUCACGAGACACAUCAUUUGAGCAGCAUGUGUUACUACAUACAGGUGGCAGAGGGGUCGACCUGGUCCUCAACUCCCUGGCAGAAGAGAAGCUACAGGCCAGUGUGCGGUGCCUGGCUCAGCACGGUCGCUUCCUAGAGAUUGGCAAAUUUGAUCUUUCUAACAACCACCCCCUGGGCAUGGCUAUCUUCUUGAAGAACGUCACUUUCCAUGGCAUCCUACUGGACGCACUCUUUGAGGAGGCCAACGACAGCUGGCGGGAGGUCGCAGCCCUGCUGCAGGCUGGCAUCCGGGAUGGGGUCGUGAAGCCCCUGAGGUGCACGGUGUUUCCUAAGGCCCAGGUGGAAGACGCCUUCCGCUACAUGGCCCAGGGGAAACACAUUGGCAAAGUCCUUGUCCAGGUGCGUGAGGAGGAGCCAGAGGCUGUGCUGCCGGGGGCUCAGCCCACCCUGAUUUCCGCUGUCUCCAAGACCUUCUGCCCGGCCCACAAGAGUUACAUCAUCACUGGUGGCCUAGGUGGCUUUGGCCUGGAGCUGGCCCGGUGGCUCGUGCUUCGGGGAGCCCAGAGGCUUGUGCUGACUUCCCGGUCUGGAAUCCGCACAGGCUACCAAGCCAAGCAGGUUCGAGAGUGGAGGCGCCAGGGUGUACACGUGCUGGUGUCAACAAGCAAUGCCAGCUCACUGGAGGGGGCUCGUGCUCUCGUCACCGAAGCCACAAAGCUUGGGCCUGUUGGAGGUGUCUUCAACCUGGCCAUGGUCUUGAGAGACGCUAUGCUAGAGAACCAGACGCCAGAGCUCUUCCAGGAUGUCAACAAGCCCAAAUACAAUGGUACCCUGAACCUCGACAGGGCAACCCGGGAAGCCUGCCCUGAGCUGGACUACUUUGUGGCUUUCUCAUCUGUAAGCUGUGGGCGUGGUAAUGCUGGCCAAACCAACUACGGCUUCGCCAACUCUGCCAUGGAGCGUAUAUGUGAGCAGCGCCAGCAUGAUGGCCUCCCAGGCCUUGCCGUGCAGUGGGGUGCCAUUGGUGAUGUGGGCAUUGUCCUGGAAGCGAUGGGCACCAAUGACACGGUCAUCGGUGGCACACUGCCGCAGCGUAUCACCUCUUGCAUGGAGGUGCUGGACCUCUUCCUGAAUCAGCCUCAUGCGGUCCUGAGUAGUUUUGUGCUGGCUGAGAAGAAAGCUGUGGCCCAUGGUGAUGGUGGAGCCCAGAGGGAUCUGGUGAAGGCCGUAGCACACAUCCUAGGCAUCCGAGACCUGGCAGUUAUUAACCUGGACAGCUCGCUGGCGGACCUCGGCCUGGACUCGCUCAUGGGUGUGGAAGUACGCCAGAUCCUGGAACAUGAACAUGAUCUGGUGCUGCCCAUGCGUGAGGUGCGGCAGCUCACACUUCGGAAGCUACAGGAACUGUCCUCCAAGGCUGGCUCAGCUAGUGAGAUGACAGCCUCCAAGAAUGACACAGCCCUGAAGCAGACCCAGCUGAACCUGAGCAUCCUGCUGGUGAACCCAGAGGGCCCUACCCUAACACGACUCAACUCAGUGCAGAACUCUGAGCGGCCUCUGUUCCUGGUGCAUCCCAUUGAAGGCUCCACCACUGUGUUCCACAGCCUGGCUGCCAAGCUCAGUGUGCCCACCUACGGUCUGCAGUGCACCCAAGCGGCACCUCUGGACAGCAUUCCGAACCUGGCCGCCUACUACAUUGACUGCAUCAAGCAGGUGCAGCCGGAGGGGCCCUACCGAGUGGCUGGGUACUCCUUUGGGGCCUGUGUGGCCUUCGAGAUGUGCUCUCAGCUGCAGGCCCAGCAGGGCCCAGCCCCCACCCACAACAGCCUCUUCUUGUUUGACGGCUCACACACCUACGUACUGGCCUACACCCAGAGCUAUCGGGCAAAGAUGACCCCAGGCUGUGAGGCCGAGGCUGAGGCUGAGGCCAUAUGCUUCUUCAUAAAGCAGUUCACUGAUGCAGAGCACAACAAGGUGCUAGAGGCCCUGCUACCACUGAAAAGCCUGGAGGACCGGGUGACUGCUGCUGUGGACCUCAUCACCAAAAGCCACCAAGACCUGGACCGCCGUGAACUGAGCUUUGCUGCCCAGUCCUUCUACCACAAGCUGCGAGCAGCUGAUCAGUAUAAACCCAAGGCCAAGUACCAUGGCAACGUGACACUGUUGCGUGCCAAGACAGGUGGUACUUAUGGUGAGGACCUGGGUGCUGAUUACAACCUCUCUCAGGUGUGCGACGGGAAGGUGUCUGUGCACAUCAUUGAGGGUGACCACCGUACGCUGCUGGAAGGCAGUGGCCUGGAGUCUAUCAUCAACAUCAUCCACAGCUCCCUGGCUGAACCUCGCGUGAGUGUACGGGAGGGCUAGACCUGCCUACCAUGAAGCCACGCUCCACACCCGCCACCAGAGAUGCUCCAACCCCCACACCUAAAUGCAGGAACUGGGGAGGGUCCUGCUGGUGGGACCCCUGCUCCUAGUGGCCCAGCACCAUCCCCUCCCUUGGUGGCUGCUAGAAACAGGACCAUCACAUGUGUCCCAGCCACCUAGUGGGGUUCCCAGAGCCACUGACUUGGAGACACCCUGGUCUGUGAAGAGUCAGUGGAGGCCAGCAGGAGCCAAACUGAGCCUUUUCUGCCACGUGGCUUUCGCCACAUGGUUGUUUCUCCUUAAAUUCUCAUAUUUAUUGCAUUGCUGGGAAAGACCCCCAGGGCUCAUUCUAGAACCCCUUAAAAUGGCAGAAGCCAUGUGGGGCAAAUUCCUGGGAAAGUUUCCAGACCCACCAUACACAGGCUGCUGGCUGGAGCCCCUUUUUAUCCUGGCCCUGGCCCUGCCCACUGCAGGGCAGGGUAUGGAGAGGGCUGGUUCCCGGGGAAUGAGGACCCCAGCAGACACUGUAGCCCAUGCCCUUGGUCCCCAGCACCCCCGGCUGCACCCAUGAUGCAGGGCCAACCUGACCCUGCGGACCGCACCGGGCACUGACUGUAUUUGUUUUCCAAGAAAAGAUUGAAAUUGCUGCUUGGGUUUUGAAUUUGCUGCAGCUGUCAGUGUGAAGAACCAUGUCUGGACUGAUUUUUACACCAGCCUGGUAAAAAUGCUGCUCUUGAUGCUGUGCCCUUCCCACAAUUAAACCGCAUGCGAGCGCUGGCCUCUGUUCAGUCUCUGUCCAGUCCCUGACCUGGGUUUCAGGUUCUAGCACCAUCUGGGGAUUCCUCUACAGUGAAGAGUAAGAGUGUAAGCACGUACUGAUGAGUGUUUCAGCAUAUGCAGCUGGCUAGAGACCUGAACACUGUGGUAUGAGCAGAAUUUGUCCACCUUCAAGUUGCUCUAAGGGCAUCGGCUUAGUUGGUGCCAGGCACUCUAGAGGGAAGCUUGAGCAGGACCUGGCUAGUGCUGCAACUCCCUGGAAGCAGGUGACGUGGCCAGAACAGGGGCCUAACACACAGGGGUAAAGAGUAAAGUGGGUCUCUGAGGUCCCCAAGGAAAGCAGGCACAGCCUAAAGGGCCCACAGGGCAGCCAGCCUGUAUACAUGGGCUUGGGUAAGCCAUGGUGGGUCAAGGGCCAGGAUUAAAGGAGGUCCCCAAGCCUGAGUGAGUGUCCAGGAGACUGUCAGGAAGCAGCGAUACUCUUGUCAAUGGGUGGCGGCAGACGGAGCUGCACCCUGGCCAAUCUAGAGAACCUUCAAUAGGGCCCAAAUAGGGUGCUCAUAAGGAUCUAUCCCAGUCAGAGUAGUUAGACCAAGACUGACAAGCAUCUGGUUAGCUCUAGUCCCACCUAGAAAAUUCUUUAAAAGCUCUUUGUUGUCAUGGCAUGCACCUUCUUAGGAAGGACCUGCCCCAUCUCUAGUGUCUGGGUUACCCAGCUGAAGUCUAGUGACAAAAAGGAAUGGAUUUAUAAACUAGCCUGGAGAGGCCUGACUCCCUCACACUGCUUUGUGAUCCUCAGGGGCUCACGUGAUGGUAUAUAAGUCCAUUUUGUGACCAGCAAUAAAAUCCUGAGACUCCUUAA